This is a messenger RNA of Acaulospora morrowiae, 158 nucleotides long. Lineage: Eukaryota; Fungi; Glomeromycota; Glomeromycetes; Diversisporales; Acaulosporaceae. The record is from the annotation of a GenBank genome assembly.
CUGAACUUAAUAAAAUAAAGAAUAAUCAAAUUCCUCAAAAUACCAAAAAAUGUACAGAAAAAUGGAUCGAUAUUAUGAACAAAUGGCAAAAUCAUGCUAAUGUUGGUUACAAUUACACCCUUGAAUCUAUUACCUCCAAAUCACAACUUGAAAAAGAA